AUGACAGGCUUCCAUGAUGUGAAGAAGUAUUUCAAUCGGAAACUAGCACUUUCGUGCAGUUUGAUCGCCCUGUCGAGCUUCAACUAUGCUUUCGAUAACCAGGGGUUUGCUCAGACGCAGGCCAUGGAUGCCUUCUCAAGAAGGUUUGGUGUCUACGACGACAAGACCAAAACAUGGUCGCUUGACACUCAAUGGAAAUCAUACUUUAACGGACUUCCGUAUAUAACAUUUGCCUGUGGUGUGGUUAUUGGCAGUGUUAUCAGCUCACGCUUCGGUCGCCGCUGGUGCAUGUUUGCCAUGAGUAUCUAUGCUUUGGCAACUGCUACCAUCACAACAACCUCUCAUUCCAACGACCAGAUACUCGCUGCCAGGAUUCUGAACUAUGUAUAUAUUGGAAUGGAGCUCUCCGUCGUCCCAGUCUUCCAGUCUGAGAUUGCUCCAACCCAAAUCCGUGGUUUCGUCGUAGGCAGCUACCAGUUAAGCAUCGUGUUUGGAGGCAUGGUGAUUGGCUGGGUGUCCAAUGGAACAAGCAAAAUACAAGAUGAUCGUGCCUGGAGGAUACCCCUGGGACUCUUCUUUAUCAUUCCGACUAUCAUAUCAUCUCUUAUAUGGUUCAUCCCUGAGUCACCGCGAUGGCUUCUUAUGCAAGGCCGUGAGAAUGAUGCCCGCGUCAACCUACACAAAUUACGAGAAGGGGCUUUCACAACAGACGAGAUCGAACAAGAAUUCGAAUCAAUCCAAAAUGGCUUGAAGAAUGAGCCUGUGCAGGGUAGAUUCAAAGAAUUGUUCUCAUCGUCGAACAGAAAGCGGACAGCCAUUGUUCUUGGACUGAACUUUUUCCAACAAGCCACGGGCCAGGCGUUCGCAUCGCAAUACGGCACUCUGUAUGUGAAAUCACUGCACACAAUCAACGCUUUCAAUUAUCACGUCAUAAAUGGAUUCAUUGGACUUUGUGUUAUCUCGGUCUGUCUAUAUCUCAACGACAGAGUCGGAAGGAGGCCUCUGCUUCUGACGGGUGCCAUAGUCCAAUCAGUUGCUCUCCUCGUCAUGGGAGGACUCGGGGUCCACACACCAUCCUAUUCCGAGAAAUCGGCAGUUGCCGCAAUGCUGUCGCUCUUCACUGUGGGCUUCAACAUUGGGUGGGCUGCAUUAACAUAUGUUGUGACGACCGAGAUUCCAACACUCCGUCUGCGCGAUAACUCACAGCGAAUUGCGUCCGUUAUGAAUGUUCUUACAUUCUUCGCGGUUUCCUUCACUUUACCAUACCUUAUGGACGCUGAUUAUGCAAACCUUCAGUCCAAAGUUGGAUUCAUCUAUGGGAGCUUCGCGAUUGCCUCAAUCGUGUUUGUCUACAUUUGCGUUCCAGAAUGUCAAGGGAGAUCGUUUGAGGAGAUUGAUCAGUUAUUCCGGAUGAACAUCCCUCUUCGUAAAUUCCACAAACACGAACUACCAGAUGGAGUCACUGAGAUUGACGUAAAUGGCAUUUCGAAGGCUUGA
Messenger RNA from Penicillium brevicompactum, 1497 nucleotides. RefSeq lists its product as uncharacterized. The transcript has 7 exons. Gene Ontology annotation, biological process: transmembrane transport; carbohydrate transport. Bases 1 to 1497 code for a protein of 498 amino acids. Gene Ontology annotation, cellular component: membrane. The record is from RefSeq and is a predicted model, not a curated record. Gene Ontology annotation, molecular function: carbohydrate:proton symporter activity. NCBI's taxonomy places the organism in Eukaryota, Fungi, Ascomycota, Eurotiomycetes, Eurotiales, Aspergillaceae.